This is a messenger RNA of Colias croceus (clouded yellow), 2757 nucleotides long. Its product is annotated as 7SK snRNA methylphosphate capping enzyme bin3-like. The transcript is spliced from 5 exons. Bases 298 to 2661 code for a protein of 787 amino acids. Gene Ontology annotation, molecular function: O-methyltransferase activity; snRNA binding; RNA methyltransferase activity. The record is from RefSeq and is a predicted model, not a curated record. Gene Ontology annotation, biological process: snRNA modification. NCBI's taxonomy places the organism in Eukaryota, Metazoa, Arthropoda, Insecta, Lepidoptera, Pieridae.
GUCAAAUUGCUAUUUCCUACACACCGAUGUGUGUCGUGCGGUGUGUAAUUUAGAGUCUUUAACAUUUGUUUAGUGUGUGAAUUUAAAAGCUCAACCAUAAGAAAAGCUUUGGUGUUGUGAUGUUCUAAUAUUACCGUUUGUGUAAAAUCUACAUCUAUAAAGACAAGUACAAAAGACCUGUUUAUCGCUAUUGACGGAUGUCCUUGUACAUUUUGCAAGAAUCGUCGUGGCGGUAAAUUUGAUUUUAAGUGUAUUGUUGUUUUAAUAUGUAAUCUCUAUUGUAAUAUUUAAUGCGCGAUGGGUAGUCCUGGACAGGAUUUAAAUUUAAGUGAAAGCACAAGUGAAAAUAAGAACAUCUUAGACGAUAGUGUUACUAAUGUGGAGAAUAAAGAGGUUGAUAAUUCCGAUACACCUCAAAUAGACACGUCGAACAAUGUUACGGCAAGCGAUGCAAAUUCAUCUAAGGAAGAAGAUACGCUCGGUGGUAGUAAUUCGAAAAAAGUAAAAAAGAAAUUUCGUCAUGGAAAGAAGAGUCACGUAGCUUCGAAGGAAAACCCGGAAAGAAGUACUAUUCGCAGGGUUCAUCAUACAGGCACAAAAUUUAAACAGACUAAGAAACGAGCACAAUCAUUUCCAUCUAUCUCGAAAUUUUUCCUUCCAUACAAGAGGCCUCGUAAAGAAGCCUUCAUUCCACCUACUAAGUUUUUGCUUGGAGGAAACAUAUCAGAUCCUUUAAAUCUUAAUAGCUUACAAGAUGAGGAUGUUAACAGAGCAAUGAAUGCAGUCACACCUGAAUCAUCCCCACUGCCAACACCACCACGACAUAAGGCAAAAAUAGAUGUUAUAAUUCCACCAAAUAUAAGAGAUCCUUUAAAUCUCAUGGAACCUUUGGACAAUGAAGAGUAUGAAAAGAGACUUGAAAUGCAACAGCGUAAAAAGACACCUAGAAAGAAGCCCAGAGUGAGGCGUCGCACAACAGAGUCUAUACCUCCACCGGAUGAGGUACAAGUUGAGGAGCAGGAACAAACAAUCAAGGAGCCUCCUCCACCGGAGCCAUCGACGUCGAAAUCGCGCAAACGUUCUUGUAGUGAUAGUGAUAAUAGUUCCCAGAAGGGGAAGGAUGCCAAAAAGUUGCGACGGAUGGAGUCAUUGGAUAAAAUUGUUAGUCCGGUUGUGCCUCAGCCUGGUGCGUGGAUGAGGGCGAGGCCUCAACAAAGAACUGUGACUCAGGAGCGUCCAGUGUCUCCUCACAGGACCAAGUUGAAGAGUCUUUCAGAGGGAGAGCAAAAGCUGCCGACGUUCCAUCCCAAAAAUUCACGAUAUCAGUAUGGAAACUAUGAUAGAUAUUAUGGAUACCGCAAUUUAAAUGCAAUGAUGGAUAUACGUCUGCAAGUCUUUGAAAUGCAUCGGCAUUUGUUCCAAAAUAAAGAUGUGUUAGAUAUUGGUUGUAAUGUUGGACACAUUUCUGUAGCGGUCGCUCGAACUCUGGGUGCAAGAUCUGUGGUUGGAAUUGAUAUUGAUCCUGUUCUUAUUGGCCGGGCGCGUAAGAAUCUACAAUCAUUUGUACCAGUACCAUCGGAAACAGCAAAAGGCGAUGAUGAGAAGAAAUCGGAAGCCGGUGAAGAAAAAAAAGACUGUGAUAAGUGUAAAGAAGAGAAGUGCGACGAGUGUGUGGGAUCUGAUCAGAAGUUAGAUAAAGAGGAUGAUAAGAAAGCCUUUACAGGGCGGAAAUUGAAGAAACCGCGUAAGAAUCGAAAGGCGAUCCAUAAACCAGAGACGCAGUGCUUUUUCCCAAUGUCUAUGUCAAUGCUCUUUGGGCCGAUUGGAGACACGCAGGCAGCAGAUACAUCACCACCACUGUUUCCGUAUAAUGUUACAUUCAAACAGGGCAACUAUGUGCCCCGCGAAGAUGUAGCAGUGGGCUCCGGUAUGGAGAGCCCCCAGUUCGACCUGAUCCUGUGCCUGUCGACCACCAAGUGGCUGCACUUGAACUGGGGCGACGCGGGCCUGAAGCGCGCCUUCCGUAGGAUGUUUAACGACCUGCGCCCGGGCGGGAAACUCGUGCUAGAAGCGCAGAACUGGGCUAGCUAUAAGAAAAAGAAGCGUUUAACGCCAACCAUUUAUGAAAACUUCAAUUCAAUUGAGUUAUUCCCGAACAAAUUCAGAGAGUAUCUUCUGUCGCCCGAAGUCGGUUUCAGCAAGAGCUGCAUCCUGGGGGUGCCGCAGCACGCCAGCAAGGGGUUCCGGCGGCCGAUCCAGCUGUACAUAAAGGGCGACUUCACGCCGAGCAAGGCGCGCUGGUCGGACGCGUACGCGCCGUCGUCGCACCACAAGCCGGAGGCGGAGCCGCCGCGGCGCACGGUGUACGCGCCCGUCGCGCCCGCGUACCGGCCCAGCGACGACGCGCCCUCGUGCGGCGCCGUGACGCCGUACUCGCCCAACCUGGACUGCUGCGCGGACGACUCGCCGUUCUACAACCCGCGCAGCGACUCGUACGCGCCGUCGUACCAGCCGCCGCGGCUGACGGUGUACGCCACGCUGCCGUCGCCGCUGGGCAGCGCGUCGCCGGCCGCGUCGCCCGCCGCGUCGCCCGCGCCGCACGCGUCGCCCGCGCCCGACCCGCUGUCCGCGCGCGGCUUCCCGCCGCCCGACCACGACUGAACCCCGCCCCGCGGUGCCCAUUCCGCCUUUGGUUUAUGUAAAUAUCGGUAGAUACCCUAAGAUUAUGUUCCGAUAGGCUGAAAAUAUUUUAUAAUA